This is a messenger RNA of Topomyia yanbarensis, 1496 nucleotides long. RefSeq names its product putative carbonic anhydrase 3. Lineage: Eukaryota; Metazoa; Arthropoda; Insecta; Diptera; Culicidae. The transcript has 2 exons. Gene Ontology annotation, cellular component: cytoplasm. Gene Ontology annotation, molecular function: carbonate dehydratase activity; zinc ion binding. Bases 379 to 1320 code for a protein of 313 amino acids. The record is from RefSeq and is a predicted model, not a curated record.
UAUUGCAACAAAUUCAAAUACUUGUCGAACAAGAAGGCAAUAAAUUAAGCACGCUAAUCGAAAUCCAACCCGCGUCCCAUCGAAGUCACGUGCACCGGUAUACUCACUCCCGGACUCUUCAGGAGUAUCUUCAAGCGAAUGCCAGCUCGCUUAUCAAUGACAAAUGUAAUCCCGGUACAAGCGAACAGUUUAAUUAUGAUGGAUUACAGAGGCGGCCAAGAACUGCGUCAAUAAAAAUCAAAGGCCCAAUACAGGCUUAAGUCCAAUACCUAUUUGGCACCCGAACUAAACCAGAGACAUAUCGAUUUCAAACCGAACGGAGCCCCGCGCUGAAGAAAGUUCCACCCUUCGAGUACGGGUUGUACUGGAUGAUUGAUUAUGUUCAACGGUAUCGUUGUUGUCCUACCGGUGCUAGUAUUUCUUGGGGUGGCGCUAGCUGGCGAUUCCUGGCGUUAUCCUACCCCGGGACCGGAUGGAAGUAUCGGAGAGCCGGAAAAUUGGGGCGGAAACUGCGACUUUGGCCGCAGGCAAUCCCCGAUCGAUAUCACCUACAAGGCUGCCGUCAAAGGAACCUAUCCGGAAUUGAUCUUCCAAAACUAUGACAAACCAUUAGUGAACGCUUCGCUAGUAAACACCGGCCACACAAUUCAAAUCAACCUAGCCGACACAUCGACGAGCAUCUACGGAGGAGGUCUACGCAGCAAAUACAUUCUCGAGCAGCUACACUUUCACUGGAAUUCGGAGCAUACGAUAGACGGCACACGCUACGCUCUUGAACUGCACCUAGUCCAUCAUCACUCAAAGUUCGCAUCGAUCGCCGAAGCUGCCACCACGAAAGCAGGAAUCGCUGUUUUUGCCGUACUCUUCCACGUGAAUGAACACUCCAAUUCAGCUCUCGGUACAAUUUUAAACUCAACCGAGCCAGUAAAAUCUAAAAUUGACGAGCAAAUUUCGAUAAGCGACGAAUUCAGUCUAGACGAGCUGCUACCCAGGAACCAUACGUUUUACUUCCGCUACGAAGGAUCCCUAACGACACCGGUAUGCGCCGAAUCGGUCGUGUGGACGGUGUUUCCCGAAUCGCUACCUCUUUCGCUUGCCCAACUCGAAGACUUCAAGACCGUCCACGAUCUGGACGAUAAGGAGCUGGUGUUGAACUACCGACCCGUGCAACCGCUGAACGCCCGCGUGCUGGUACUAGUUUCAGAUACGGAUACGGCCGUUGAUAGUGGAACGUCACGGCUGACAGCUGCUGUGGUCCUACCCGUAGUAACGGUAAUCGGUGCUGCUCUGAUCAUUGUGAUAGCCCGAUUCGGGUGGUAGUUAGAGUAUAGAUUUGAUUUCUUCAAAGUAGAUUUAGGUAGCGUAAAUAGUUCCUCCGUCAUCCUGGCAUCGUCUGCAGUCUGCAAGCACACCCCAAUAAGCACCGAUGGUUUGACGCAAUCUCGGAGGUAAUUGUAAUAAAACAAAACAAUAAAUGAGCAAUUACCAGAUUGGAG